GUACAAAUAUGACACUGAUAAAACAUUGACUCAAUUACAAUUAAUUGGCGAAAACAAUCAAUACAUUGGUGUGAUAAAUUGGUUUGCAGUUCAUCCAACAUCAAUGAAUAAUACAAACAAAUUGGUAACGAGUGAUAACGUGGGAUAUGCUUCUAUUCUGUUGGAGAAAGAAUUGAAUCCUGAAGCUACAAUUGGAAAAGGCAAAAUUGUUGCUUGUUUCGCUUCGUCGAAUUUAGGAGAUUCGUCUCCAAAUACAAAUGGUCCAAAAUGUGAAUACUCCGGUAUGCCUUGUGAUAUACUGACGUCAUCAUGUCCACCAUCUGAAGGGGCUUGUUUUGCAACCGGGCCGGGGAAAAAUCAAUUUGAAAGUUGUAAAAUUAUUGCAACGAAACUUUUUGAAGGUGCAAAACGCUUAAUAGACAAAAGAGCUGGCCGAGAAAUUACUGGACACGUGAAAUAUGUUCAUCAAUUUAUAGAUAUGAGCACUGCUCAAGUGCAAUUUUUCAAUCUUACGAAGAAUGCAAGUGAAACGGUGAGUGGGUGCUCCCCAGCAAUGGGCUACAGUUUUGCAGCUGGUACCACAGAUGGUCCGGGUGUAAUGGAUUUCACUCAAGGAACUACUACUGAUAAUCCUUUAUGGAAUGCUGUGCGGAAUUUUUUAGCUCCUCCCACUGAAGCUGACAUCAUUUGUCAAGCACCAAAACCAAUUUUGCUUGCAACUGGACGGGUAAAUUAAAUAUAUCGAUGAAAUACUUCGAAUUCAUAUUUUUAUCUGCAAAUUGAAAGUUGGUUCCAUUUUUUACCGUACCAAAUAUUUUUGAGUCAAUUCGAGGUUAUAUAAGCUUAAACAACUGCACACAAUGACAAAUAUAUAUUAUUUGGAGAAUGUUGAAAAAAAUAAUACACAAGAUUUUGACACAAAGUGAAACCUGUUCAAAUAGCAUCAAGCUAGCGUAGUUUAAAAAAUGGGGCAAAUCGACUUAGUAAAAACGGUGCUCAUAAAAAACCAGUGCCUUUCAUAUUGGAUAGGGAACUACUAUAUCUUUUAAAUAUGUCAUCCCGAAUUUGAUUUUUAAAAAUUUAGUUGAAUCGAAAAAUAAAAUAAAAUGAAGAACGAAA
Contarinia nasturtii (swede midge) is the source of this 1119-nucleotide messenger RNA. It is a transcript of the gene CDase, whose product is annotated as neutral ceramidase. Lineage: Eukaryota; Metazoa; Arthropoda; Insecta; Diptera; Cecidomyiidae. Gene Ontology annotation, biological process: sphingosine biosynthetic process; long-chain fatty acid biosynthetic process; ceramide catabolic process. Gene Ontology annotation, cellular component: extracellular region. Gene Ontology annotation, molecular function: N-acylsphingosine amidohydrolase activity. The transcript has 3 exons. The annotation marks the transcript as partial. The record is from RefSeq and is a predicted model, not a curated record.